CAAGCACCUUACAAAGAAACGCAAUCUUGAUGUGGUAGAGAUAAUCCCUCCUCAUUUCCUUCACAAACCACAACUACUUUCUCUUUCAACAAACUAGUUAUUAUAAUUAUUAGUUCAAACGCUUCCAGUUCUCUGCCUAUAGUGUUUCUCGUCUCGCUAUGAUUACCGGAUGGAGGGGAGCCGCUCUAGCAGGAAAUAUCGAGGCACUCUACGCAUCAAUUCAAGAAGAUGGAGAUGUUUUGAAGCGCAUUGAUGAGGUGGAGUUUGUUGACACUCCCUUACACAUAGCUGCAGCCGCAGGGCACACCGAUUUUGUGAUGGAGAUGAUGAACUUAAAGCCAUCAUUUGCUAAGAAGUUGAACCAACGUGGUUUUAGCUCCCUUCACCUGGCCUUGCAAAACGGGCAUAAAGAGACGGUGCUUCGUCUCCUGGAAAUUAAUAAAGAUCUUGUUCGUGUCAAAGGGAAGGAGGGCUACACUCCUUUGCAUUAUGUAACUGGAGAAGGAAACCUUGAUCUUUUGGCCAAAUUUUUGGAGGAUUGUCCGGAAUGUAUCUUUGACGUGACAAUUCACAACCAGACUGCUUUUCACAUUGCUGUUGAAAACAAUAGAUUAGCUGCUCUUCGUGUCUUAUCCAAGAUGCUGAAGAAGACCGAUUGUUGUCAAGACGUGGUGAACCGGAAAGAUAAGGAUGGCCACACUGCCUUGCACAGAGCUGCAGCCAAGAAUUACCCCCAGAUGCUGAAACUGCUAUUAGCAUGCAAGGCUGAUAAAAAUGUGACCAAUCAAGCUGGUUUAACGGCUCUGGAUGUUGCACGGGGCCAAGUUAACAACCGAGAGAGCAUUAAUAUACUUGGGGUUUGUUCAUUUGCUGGAGUUUCAACUUUGUAUAAGUUGUGGCAACUGAUCGUCAAGUUUUUAGCGAAGGCAUCAAUAGAGAUUUUUCGGGAUAUGGAUAGCAUAUCAAGCGAGGACCGCAACGCUUCAUUAGUAAUAUUAGGACUGCUACUAACAGCCACCUACCAAGCAAUUCUUAGCCCGCCUGGUGGCGUUUGGCAGGGUCAAGUUUCCGAAACUCGUUUAAGCCCGCCUAGUGGAGCACCAACCUCCACUCCCACUCCAACCCAUUCUAAAAAAAGUAGAAAUAUGGUAGGAACAUCAAUCAUGGAUCCAGGUGAAUUUCUUGUUUUCUAUCUUACAAUCUGUGCAGUCUUCAUAGUAGCGUUUUUCUUAACAUUGGGCCUCCUUAAACCUUUUCCCCGAGGUUUCAAGACUGCUCUUCAGGUAUUAUUGGCAUUUUUUGCUAUAUGCUUUCAAACCUCAAUAUAUACCAUUACUCCAUUUUAUUUUUACGUGCCCUUAGUUAUCGACAUAUUUUUAUUUUUGGUUUUUGUUAUAAUGAUGUCCAUGAGUACUACUUCCCGUGUAUCCAAAAUUAGCGUUACAGUACUAGGAUGCUGGUUACUUUGGGGUGUCAUUUUUCAAUCCUUCGCAUCUUUCAUUUAUUAAGAUUUCAUAUUUUCUCUGUUGUAUCUCUAUUUGUAG
Molecule: messenger RNA, 1544 nt
Organism: Theobroma cacao (cacao)
Lineage: Eukaryota; Viridiplantae; Streptophyta; Magnoliopsida; Malvales; Malvaceae
Product: ankyrin repeat-containing protein BDA1-like
Molecular function (GO): protein binding
Source: RefSeq, a predicted model, not a curated record